ACAUACAAUAAGAUACAUUAUGCCUUUUAAACUUUGUCUUUUGACUUGACAGAUUCUAUCUAAAAACUUCACAAAAAGACACAAGACCCAAAAAUUUGAAAAAUGUUAAAGGACGAUGAAGCCCAUUUGACGCCCCAAUUUAAGGAGCAUUAUGAAAAGGAGGUAGAAAUUUUGGGUCUGUUAGUGGAUAUGGAGAAACGUUAUGCUGAUUUCUAUCAGUUCUACCAAUGCGAAUUGGAAACACAAAAGAUUAUAAUCGAAAGAAUCUGGCUGUUAACUCAAAGAUAUUUGAUCUUGAUCAGCUCAGCGCCAGGCUGUCGUUACCCAGAGGUGUAUACGCUCUCCGCUGAAGAGGCAAUAAUCAAUGAGUAUGAGGAGAAGUUCGAAGUGAUACGCGCAUCCAACAACAGCAUGAAGAAUAACAUUUUGGCCAUUUACCUGGAGUGUAAAAAGUUCUAUGCAGCCUGUGAUCAAUUGGAUCGCAAUCAAGAGACGCCGUUUAUAAUGGGCGAUAAGUAUCAUCGCAGCAUCUAUGCGCAUAAGCGCAUGAUGAUCGAUAUAUUCAAUUACUGCUACUCGGCAGUGCUCAAUUUGAAAUGCUACUUGCAUCAGUUGGAUCCGAUAAGUUUGGAAAGUGUUGAGGAUUAUCGCAAGCUACUCAAGGAGGACAGCUCAAAUGAGGAGUUUGCUGAGCUCGUAAAGAGCACAUUUGUCUACUGCAAGUGCCUCCACCCCCGUCCCACCUGUCCCAUCAAGAAGCUCAAGUGUAGUCAAAAGCAAAUUGAGACUUUCAAAUAUGUUAGCCGAACAUAAUUAUUUAUUUCCAAUUUCAGACAGCGGCGCCCUUGCCAUUGUCCUUACAGAUUAACGAAGUCAUUAACUUGGUCAUUAACUGAAUAAUGUUCAUUGUCUGGCCACCCAUUAAAUGUUAUUAAAAGCUCCCAAUGUUCCACGAUAAUUGUCUGUGUAUUUUACUGUACUUAGUACACGCACACCCACCCCCACCAUUCGCC
Drosophila hydei is the source of this 1013-nucleotide messenger RNA. RefSeq lists its product as uncharacterized. The transcript has 3 exons. The coding region runs from base 103 to 813 and encodes 236 amino acids. The record is from RefSeq and is a predicted model, not a curated record. NCBI's taxonomy places the organism in Eukaryota, Metazoa, Arthropoda, Insecta, Diptera, Drosophilidae.